UUUGCCUUCACUUUCACCACCUCUCACCCGCACUGGGGAGCGUCCCAAACCGUCCCCACAAAUACCUCUACCCUCCUCCUCCCACUCCAUCUUACCUCUCAACCUCGAUCCAACCCCAUCCAACCACAACCCGCCACCAUGGCGUCCCCUCCACACCUCCCCCAGCUCUCCAUCCCCCGCAAACGCGGCUCCAUUUCGAGCGUCACGUCGGCCGCAAAGAAACGCAAACCGUCCCAGCUCCGCAACGCCUUCUCCCCCGAAAGCGAAGGUGUGGGCUCCCCGCUCCGGUACUCGCGCUCACCCUCCGUCGACAGCGUGGCCACGGGCUCCGUAGCCAACAGUAGUAUCGUUGGGGGAGUCGGCGGAGGAGGCCGCAAGCGCAGGCGCAAAGACAAAGGCGCACCCAGCACGACGGGAAGUCUACAGGGCGGUAAAGGCCAAGGAUCCACGACGGGAGCGGAUGGCGACGACGCAGCAGCGCGAGGAGAGGCGGACCCGAGCGAGGAGUCCUCGGAAGAGGAGCAGGACGCCGAGGAGACGAUGCUCGCGACCGAAGGCGGCAAGUACACCGAGGCGACGCGCCGCCAGGAAGAGGAGAACCGCCGCAUCCUCCAGGACUACAUGACGUCGGCGCAAAAGGACCGCUUCGACGUCUACCGCGCCAUCCGCCUGAAGCGCGAGACGGUGCGCAAGUUGGUCAACCAGACGCUCUCGCAGAGCGUCCCGUACCCCGUCGUCGUGGCCGUGACGAGCUACUCCAAGGCGUUCAUCGGGGAUGUGAUUGAUCGCGCGUUGACGGUGAGGGAUGAGUGGAGCGCGGCACGCACGCAUCUGCCAAACCCGGAUCUUCCGCCUCAACUACUGCGCUCCGGACUCCACUAUCCGCGCAACCACAAACCGGGAGCGACGCCGCAGAUGCGGGAAAUCGGCGAGGCGGGCUUGUACGCCCAUCAGGUGCCCCCCGGCAGUCAAUUCCUGGUGGAGGUGGAGAAGAAUAAGGGGUUGAAGGACAGGUUGAGGGAAGAGGACAAGGGGCCGUUGACGCCGGCGCAUUUGCGAGAGGCGUUGAGGAGGUAUAAGAGGGAUAGGGAAGGGGGUGGGGCAGGGGUGGCGGGAAUGAGUUUGGAGGGGGUGGAGAGGACGAUGGCGAGGACGGGCGGGAGGAGGCUGUUUAGAUGAAUAUGGGGAAUGGAGUCUCGGGCUCUCUUCUAAGCAUUGGCCUUUUCUCGGUUGCUUUCGCGGUACGUAUGCAUAGCGAGGAGUUGGGCGUUUCUUUGGGUAUGAAGAUUGGGUGGUACUCUCGGCAGAGUUUGGAAGAAUCUCCAAAUUACCAUAUUGUAGAUUAUUGAACAGCAGAGAAAGCUACAACGCUGUCCUCAAGCCGACGCCAUAGCACAGGAAUAAUGAUGCCACCGGAGGGCUCCCUAGU
This is a messenger RNA of Westerdykella ornata, 1429 nucleotides long. RefSeq lists its product as uncharacterized. Gene Ontology annotation, cellular component: nucleus; transcription factor TFIID complex. The transcript has a single exon. Gene Ontology annotation, biological process: RNA polymerase II preinitiation complex assembly; transcription initiation at RNA polymerase II promoter. Gene Ontology annotation, molecular function: transcription coactivator activity; protein heterodimerization activity. The record is from RefSeq and is a predicted model, not a curated record. Bases 139 to 1179 code for a protein of 346 amino acids. NCBI's taxonomy places the organism in Eukaryota, Fungi, Ascomycota, Dothideomycetes, Pleosporales, Sporormiaceae.